Platichthys flesus (European flounder) is the source of this 4336-nucleotide messenger RNA. RefSeq names its product Rho family GTPase 1a (gene rnd1a). The transcript has 5 exons. Lineage: Eukaryota; Metazoa; Chordata; Actinopteri; Pleuronectiformes; Pleuronectidae. The coding region runs from base 64 to 780 and encodes 238 amino acids. The record is from RefSeq and is a predicted model, not a curated record. Gene Ontology annotation, biological process: small GTPase-mediated signal transduction. Gene Ontology annotation, molecular function: GTPase activity; GTP binding.
CACCAAGCUGGAGGCAGAAGGACUCAUUCUAUCACUUCUUACAACCACUGGUAUUCCACCUUUAUGCCAUCACUCCCCGCCAUGAAGGAGAGAAGACUACCCCAGCCUUUUGUAGCGAGGUGUAAACUGGUCCUGGUGGGAGACGUCCAAUGCGGGAAGACAGCGAUGUUACAAGUGUUGGCCAAGGACUGUUACCCAGAGACGUAUGUCCCGACUGUGUUUGAGAACUACACAGCCUGCCUGGAGCUUGAAGACCAGCGAGUGGAGCUCAGUCUCUGGGACACAUCAGGUUCUCCCUACUACGACAACGUCAGACCCCUGUGUUACAGUGACUCAGAUGCCGUGCUCUUGUGCUUCGACAUCAGCCGACCGGACACAGUCGACGGUGCUCUAAAGAAGUGGAAAGUAGAGAUCCAGGACUUCUGCCCGAGCACACGGAUCCUGCUAAUAGGCUGUAAGACGGACCUGCGCACGGAUGUGUGCACACGCAUGGAGCUGUCCAAUCAGAAACAGAGUCCCAUCUCCCAUGAGCAGGGCUCGUCCAUGGCCAAGCAGCUUGGAGCGGAGGCUUACCUGGAGUGCUCGGCCUUCACGUCAGAGAAGAGCGUCCACAGUGUUUUCCGUACCGCCGCUCAGGCCUGCAUGAACAAACUCCCGCCUGCCAGUAAACCCAGCCCCAUCCGCCGCCUCUCCAAGCGACUCCUCCACCUGCCCAGCAAGACAGAGCUGCUCUCCUCAGCCUUCAGCAAGGACAAGUCCAAGAGUUGCUCCAUCAUGUGAAGACUGCGGGGAUCAUGCUCAUAAAGCAAGGACAAGCAAACCACUGUAUACUGUAGCUGGUUCAGCAAAGGAACGCAGGGUGUGCAAGGGAGAGAGAGCAACGAUGUGGAUUUCUACAAAGCCCCUCUCUCUCCUUUUCAGCCCAAACUCCCUCCACCACUUCAAAAAACCCACCGAUGCACUCUCUAUAGUCAACUCUGACACUGAACUUUUCACCAUGACCUGUCACCAGCAGUCAGCGCAGGGACAGAGUGAAAAAUGUUUGCGGUUGCAAAAAUUCCUGAUCAAAUUAGAUAAUCCUGUACAAAGAGGGUGUAACCGGCACUUGAAGGUGCAGAGCUGCUCCCCUCACUUAAAGGUGGCUGUGAUGGAGUCAGCUCAAAUAAGGUCAGUGCCUCCUCUUUGCUAUGGGGGACGUGGUUGUAAACACUGCAUUACCCUGAUGAGACCCAUUUGAAAUUCUGAGAGUGGAGCCCUUUCCCAUCCGUCUUUUGAUUUGAAUGUCUCUUUAAGGUCACAACACGGGCUGAGUGACUGGAUGAAAUGUUAAAUCUGACAUUGCAGGAUAUAUGCGGCCUGCGUAAUUUUAACCAGAGGCCCUUGACGAAAAAAUUCCUCCAGCUGGAACCUUCGGAGUGUUUGGUUUGGGAAUUAAAGCUGACAGUGGAGAAACAAGGGGUAGAGCGACGGGAGAGAUUUGGCGAGCAGAGUUUUCGUUUCCAAAGGCGGUGGGGGAAACGACCUGCAAGCACAUCUGAAGGAGCAACGUGACUCAGCACUCAACUGAGCCACUAAACAGCGUUGGGAUGACGUGCUCUGUCACAAAUGCAAACAGAAUCUGGGCCAUGGACAUGUUUUAUCAGAUCCCCCAUCACCACAGCAGACUCAAUUGUUCAGUGUUAUUAACAAUAAGCCUUGAUUUGAGUAGUGUGGAGUCAAUGAUGCCUCAUCUACUCCCUCCUGCUUUAGCAGCUUAAUGGAUAUCAGUUUUAAAUACAAAUAUCUAAAUCAAUAUUUCUCAGUCUAUAAAAGAUAAAAACAAAUAUUUCAAAUCGUGGUGGGUUUAUUUUAAUGAGCCAUAAAAGUUCCUUGUUUGAAUCUGCUGCCUCAUGGAUAUUCAAAGAGUAAUAGUCUGUUAAUUUGGACUGUCGGUGUCUCACGAGCUCACCAUGCUUCAACACGCUCCAGGUAGAAACUGAUGCUGCACAACCUGAGUAACCAUCUUCUCUGUUUUACACUUUUCCAAAGCUUGGUACCUUCAAUUCUUACACUGCAACUCCCCUGCUGAGAGUUCAGCUGUGGUUUGGGUGCCUCAUGCUCCUAGCAAUCUCAUUAGCCUCUGGGCUCAAAGGCCAAAAUUUUGGCGGCCUCCGCUGUAGACAGCUGAUAUCCGGGCCAAGACUCCAUCUUCCAUUCACCCAAAACUCUGAACACUCCAACUCGUCUCCUUUUUCACACAUAUUCAGGAUCUGUUUAUAGAGAUUAUGCUUAUAGUGGCUAAAGUAGCCUCAGGCUGCUAGCUUCAGGCAUAGAUGGCUAUAGAGUUCUGGUAAACUUUAUUUUACAUACUUUUCAUAUUAGGCCUAGUAGUAUUAUUCCCCAAGACUGGAAAACAGGUCGGAAUAUAUGCUCCUGCAGCCAUUUAAUGCCUUGAUGCAUUGUUGGCUUUAGAUACCGAGGAUUGGGAGUAGGUUGUUGUACCCAACAGUGCGAUUCAGUGAUUGAAAACUGACAGAACAAGGGUGAAUAUGACUAAGACUAAAUUCCCCUUUCAUUGGAUCAUAAGUAUUGUAAUCAACGACUUAACGUCUUUGCUUUAAACCUAAAAUCUCACAUAUUUACUCCAAGUUGUUUCCCGAUUAUCAGUUCAUGCGUUUCUUUGCAAGAUUGGCUGGUUUCAAAACAAGUAUGACCUUUAGCUAAAUCUCUUACCCCAGCCAUAGUAGAUGCUUAACGUGACCCUAACCAUACUAUAACCUAACCAAAGAUCUAACUGAGGAGGGUGCUACAGGAACCACAGUGUUAACAGUAAUGAAAGAUUAUCUGAAGGGGGAACAGACUCUGACACAACGCCGGCUCUGCCAUAAUUCCCCAAGCGCAUUGCAGACAGCAUCGUACCAUCCCGGGUAUUACCGCCUACUCCUGGGGCUUAAAAUCGAAUUCCCACCACAUCUGCAUCAACACCCUAAAUGUCCCUGAGAAGAAGGGGUGGUGGAGCGAAGGUUUUUAAAUUGAAUUACAGGCCGGUCCUGAAUUUAGUUUUUUUUCCAUUCCUCUUUUUAUUUAUUUCUGUGCUUUUAAAAAUCUCUUAACUUCCCUGCAAAGUAUUCCUGACAUUUUCCAUUUAUAACGUUAUUUUUUUUUUUUUUAGGAUGUUCCUUCUUGCUGGUGGUUGUCUUCAACGGUUUUGUAGCUGUUGAUGUUGCUCUUGUAUUCGCUUGAGUCUUCUGGCAUUAGUGGCUGUUGACAGCUCAGCUAAUGGAAGACUAGAUGAUUUGUAGGUCUGCACCGAGAAGCCCGGACUUCUCUGGAUCUACGGCACACUGGAAUUUAAUGUGUUGCCUGGCAACAGUGUGAGCAGGACUCGUGUCUCCCAGAGAGCGGGGGGGUGGAGAUGGCUCUCGGAGAGGGCGCCUCACCUUGUAGCAUUAGAUAGAAGCCACAGCGAAGGUGAUGGGUGGACAUCUCUACUUGUGUUUAAAGACCCCGUACUGGCACCAACCGAGUGGGUUGAUGGAAAUCGCAGGUCAUUUAAAAACAUGUCUCUGCUGAAGACAUUAUUUCACUUGCUCUGUCCAGAGGAUCGUGUUUUACUAAACAACGUAAAUUUUACUCUAUUUACAUGAAACGUUUCAGGGUUCAUUAUGAUAAAUGUCAAGAUUUUUGAUACCACAUAUAAUUAAAAUGUAAUGCUUAUCAAAGUUUGAAGGAACAAUCACAGACAGAACGAUAUAGACUAGAAUUAAUAAAUAUUAUAUCGCAUUUUCCAGUUUGUCCCAGAAAUAUUUACAAUGUGAGAUCUAUCUCUAUGGUAAAAACUGACAAGUAAUGGAUUGAAUAAUUAAUUACAAUUAUUGAAAGUUUCUGUAAAAAUCUCGGAGCUGAUGAUCUUCCUCACUACUGUACCUAAAAGUGAGUGUUUUAACAGCCUCCUGCGGCACAGACCAUUGUCUUUAAAUGUAAUUUUCGUUUACAGGUGUGUAAUUGAUAACAGUCUCUGCUGACUACAGCUGCCACAAGACAAGAUUUAUGAUUUUUUUGUAUUGUAUUUAAUUCUUUUUAAUAUUUUGAGUUCUUCCAUUCAGUGCGUUUUAAGAUUUAUGCGAGACCUGCACAUGUCCUGAAUUUUACAGUUUCAUUCUUACCCGUUUUGUUGAUGAUUUGUUGUACAUAUCCUUCUUUUUAAAUCCCUGGAAAGAAUGUUACUGGAGCUAAGCAAAUGUUUGUGUCAUGUUGCCCGUCAAGGAUUAAAUUAUUGACUGAAUUCUGAAUUUGUUAUUGUCAUAAGUCAUUUUCAUCUUUAAAUCUUUAUUUAAAUAAAUAUGUCUGAUGUUCA